UAUUCGCCAUUCCCUCCUCCCCUCAUUUCAUUUUCUUCCCAUUUGUACAUUUCUCUAAGUAUCUGUCGAUCUCUCUGCCUCUUGCUUGCUCAAAUGGCGGGUUAAUCUUUUGUUUGGCGGGAAUACAAUCAUUUAAUCGAUCAAUCGACGAGGAAAAGAAAUGGAUAAUUCGUAUUCAGAAGAUUUGUGCGGCGUAGAGCCGAACGGGGAUGGAAGAAUUGAUGAUCCGGCGUCGACGAGCUCAUCGUACAAAUUAUUCGACCGUCGGACUAGUGUUCAUCAAAUGGUGGGUGGUGGAAAAGCUGCUGAUGUCAUACUGUGGAGGCGGCGUUGGGUUUCGUGUGGAAUAGUUGUUGUUGCCACUUUUUCGUGGCUGUUAAUUGAACGCUCAGGGAUAUCAUUUUUAUCCCUUUGUUCAGACGUGUUGCUGGUUUUAAUUGUUCUGCUGUUUCUACGGGCGAACUAUGCUGUAUAUAGAAGCAAACAACUUGAAAAUCUACCAGAACUACUUCUAUCAGAAGAAAUGGUAAACAAUGCUGCAGCGUCGUUUCGUGUCAAAGUUAAUUACGUGCUGCUUAUGGCUCAUGACAUCACUCUUGGCAAAGAUUUCCGACUUUUUUUCAAGGUUGUGAUUGCUUUGUGGCUAUUGUCAGUGAUUGGUAGCUUGAUAUCUUUCUUCACGCUCGCGUAUAUAGGGAUCAUUAUUUCUGUUACAGUACCAGCUCUGUACAACAGAUUUGAAGACCAAGUAGAUCGGUGUGCCGGGAUUAUUCAUCGGAAGUUUUCGAAGCAUUAUAAGAUUGUGGACGAAAGUUUGCACAGCAGAUUACCUAGGACUCUGAUCAAAGAUAAAGAUUCUUGAUUUCCUUGUCCAGAUUACACGAUUGAACAAGGAAGUUAGCGGUUUGAUUGUCUGUUUCGGUUCAUUGUUGUGAGUAAUUUCAUUUUUGUUUCACCGUAGAAUCAGACUAUCAAGCGUGUAAAAAAAAGUUGUAUCAUAAUCUGUGAGUAAAAGUGAUUAUUGUGUUUUGUAACUUCAUUCGAGACAUUCGGACCGACAGAUAUUCAGACCAAAUGCAGAUUUUGGUGGGGUUUUCGUGU
Molecule: messenger RNA, 1101 nt
Organism: Erythranthe guttata (spotted monkey flower)
Lineage: Eukaryota; Viridiplantae; Streptophyta; Magnoliopsida; Lamiales; Phrymaceae
Source: RefSeq, a predicted model, not a curated record